This is a messenger RNA of Pomacea canaliculata, 5565 nucleotides long. RefSeq names its product secretin receptor-like. Gene Ontology annotation, cellular component: plasma membrane. Gene Ontology annotation, biological process: adenylate cyclase-modulating G protein-coupled receptor signaling pathway; cell surface receptor signaling pathway. The record is from RefSeq and is a predicted model, not a curated record. Lineage: Eukaryota; Metazoa; Mollusca; Gastropoda; Architaenioglossa; Ampullariidae. Gene Ontology annotation, molecular function: G protein-coupled peptide receptor activity; peptide hormone binding. Bases 2761 to 4449 code for a protein of 562 amino acids. The transcript has 14 exons.
GGCAAACACCUUUUUGUGAAACAAAUGGAGGACGCACGUGCAUCACGUGAAGGUCAGGAGUCAGCGUGGUGCGCGCGCAGCCGACCUUACGUGCUGGGAGGCAGACCGGAAGCGAUGGUGUGUCCAUGUUGCACAACCCGACACUCAGCGGCCAUUGUUUUCCUCCCCCGUUUAGCACCGGGAGGAACUGGAGGCGGCCAGACACGCGAAAGAGAGAGAAAUCCGAUGGCGAUGGUUAGCGCGGCCAUUACACGUGAUGGAGCGUGCGGCCGGUGUCCGGCCAGCUGGGAGGAUGCACUCGUCACUGGCUACUCACGCUUCGUUACCUCGCCACUCUUUGUCUUUUGUGACGGCUAUUUCUGGCAACAGGUCUUUUAUGGGGCCUUCUGCUGUUCCUCCCUUGCACCUCCUUCCCCCGUCACCAUCAUCAUACCUUAGUCCACCGGGACAAAUGGUUCGGCGUCAGCAUUGUACAGUGGGGGUCAGUAGACAUAGCACUGUACAACAGGGGGUCAGUAGAAACACUGUACAAUGGAGGUCAGUAGAAACACUGUACAAUAGGGGGUCAGAAAUAAGUCUGUGGACAGAUACAAGUAAUGUUGUCCUGUAGACAGGUGUGUGGUAACAUCAACAUGUGUAAAUAGGGCUAUUCUGUAGACAGGUGUGUGGACACAGUGUUGAUGUAGAUGACCUGCCUCGUGUUAUUACUUAAUGAAAAAUUCUCUUCCUCCCGGAAAAUACAUUGGUACAUGCGUUACUUACUUGUACAUAUAUACACAUGUAAAUGUACAUGCUUGCAAACACCUUCACCUGCCACACACAACAGCCCCACUAUUGUCUUUGUUACUCCAAGACCCCACUCUCACUAUCUCUUUCACCCACUCUUUCCCUCGCUCCCUACAUCUGCUAACCUCUCUCUCCUUCCUUCAUUGUCUCUCUCUCGCUAUUUCUGUUAACCGCUCUCUCCUUCUCUCAUUCUCUCCCUCACUCCCUAGUUCUGCUAGCCACUCUCUCCACUCCUUCUCUCCCUCACUGGCCCACCACCAGAGAGAGGGUGUAUCACUCACAUACUGUACACUCAGUGUUGUAAACACGACUGGGGAGCAUUUGUCCAACAAAUCACGUGGCUGUCGUGGUGUCAGUGGAUUUCCGUUUUUGUUUGUGUUUUGAAUGUGGUGACACGCACCAAGUGUUCGCCUCACAGUCGACAUGACUUGUAAUAACUGUGUGACCACCGGCCUCUCCUCGCUUUUAAACAAUGUUUCUGGCGGGAGGUGAGCGGAGGUGCAGGCUAAUUGGGAGGCAGGGCUGACAUCUCGAGUACCGCUCACAGCUCACACUACCAGUGUCUUGCCUGCAGUCAGACUCCGUCAGUCACACAGUCGCUCGCUCACGUGGCGCUGGUCAUCAGGUGUGGACACACAUCCACACACACAUACAGCUCUGUAUGUCACUUCAUAAUGUCCUGCUGACCACAUCCACAGUGUUCUUGCAAUACACAAAUAGCCAGGCUAGCCUAAACAUUAAAUUUGUGUUAUCAUUUCGCUUGCUUUCCAUCAUACACACGGGGAUCCUCACUCAGUCCACGCGCACGCGCCCUCUCCCCACAUGUGAUCACUGUAAUAGAUUAUCGCAAAAACAAAACAACGAUUAUCUACUUUCUAGAAGCCGCUUGCUUUCAAAAGCAAGUUAGGUGGAGAGGUUUUGCAGGCAGGAGCCACGAGGUCUGGUGUCUGGAGUCUGUAGACAAGUCGAUGACAAGUGAGCGGAGACAGACUGUGGGACACGAACACUUGGACAAGUGAACAAGAUGGCGCUCACUGAACUUGUCGCUUAGGCUUUGAGUAACAACAUUUUUAUGGAUUUCUUCAGGAUGUGCUUAGUGAAUCUUUUAUUUAAAUGUGUUUAGUUCUUGUCUGGUCGUCCGCCGUUCAGAGAAAUAGAAUAAUUACAAAACGAUGUCAGAGUGUGGAGGAAGGCUUCACUAAACAUCACUUUCAUCGCUGUAUGAGUCUGAAUGUUGUGUCCAGCAAGCUUCGCUGGAACCUUUAGGUUAGUCCAAGACAACCACCGAUGUUCCAACUCUUAGGAACACGAGGAGGCAGGGUGGCACAUUCAAACUGUGAUGGAAUAUGACAUCCCUUGUGGAAGCCAUCUAUCUCCGACAAAAAUGAUCACCACAGUCAGAAGACACAAAAGACAAGACUUAUCAAUAUUCGAAGUUAAAGACAAGUGGGGAGACAACCACAAAGGACAGCAGCUACAAGAGAAGCAAUGUAGUCACAAAAAGACAACACAAACUAGACAUCUCAAAGUGAAAUACAUCAUCAGUGGCUGUUACACAGCUUAAACACACCACCAGUGACUGUUACACAUCUUAGACUUAAAUACAUCACCAGUGACUGUUAGAAAACAGCGGGUCUUUCACGCUGGUUUGGGCCGAUCAUGUGACUGCGAAGUGGUUCAACGUCUCUAGGGAUUGUCCGCAACACACAUAACCCUUCAGAAUAUCGCAGCCACAAAUAACCAUUCAUAUUAAACACAGAUAAUCCAUCAGACAAGCCAAAGAACAGAUAUAUGUCUUGACACAACAUUGUGCGCUAUUUGCUGUGUGGAAGAAAAUUGUGGUGAACAUGACAAAGGUGCGGCCAUGAAGACAUUGGGACUCUUGCCGCCACGUUUGCCGGACACGACUUGAUGGUGGUGCUGUGCCAUGUGUAGGACAUCCCAUGGUCCCCGGCUGUCUGCUGCACAAUCAUCAUGGGUCCGACACAAUUGCUCCUCUUGCUGUGCUGCCUUCUGGGAAGGGUUGAGUCCAACAAAGUUGAGUCAGACAAAGAAGAGUUGAUGAAAAAGCUACAGGAGGCCAGGACAGCUUGCUUUCAAAGAAAAUCAAAUGCUGUUCGACCCACUGAUGGUGUAUAUUGCGACAUGGAGUGGGACAACAUCCUCUGCUGGAACUUCACUCGAGCGGGCACCACAGCCAUGCAGGCAUGUCCGGGCUUCGUCAACCGACUGAAUCCUUUUGAGAAUGCAACACGCACCUGUCUGCCUGAGGGCGUGUGGGCGCCACCUCCACCUGAAGCCAACAUCACCUCGUCCAACGGCUGGACUAACUUUUCUGCUUGCGUCCUGCCUCCACCCACGACACCUCCUCGUCCCUACGUUGCGGCCAUAAUUAAGGAGCACAUGCCCAGGAUCACCAUGGUGUCCAAGAUAGGCUACUCCAUUUCUCUGGUCGCCCUCGUCCUUGCUAUUGGCAUCAUGCUCGUCUUCCGGCGGCUGUACUGUCAGCGCAACACCAUCCACAUCAACCUGUUUGUGUCGUUUGGUCUGCGGGCCAUCAUCUGCCUGCUGCGGGACUCGCUGCUGGUGCGGGGCCUGGGGCUGCCGCAGGACGUGGUAUACGACCAAGAUGGCGAUAUUUCCUUCAACCCAGCCGGCUCGCACUGGGAGUGCAAGCUGCUGAUGACACUCUUUCAGCUGGCGCUAUUCGCUAACUACACGUGGAUUUUUGUGGAAGGUCUCUACCUCCACACUCUCAUCUUCUUUGCCGUCUUUUCUCAGAAAGCAGUCUUCAAAUGGUAUAUCAUACUUGGAUGGGCAACGCCUUUCAUGUUCCUCAUCCCGUGGGUUCUCGUACGAAUUUUCAAGAACAACACUUUAUGCUGGAACACCCAUGAAGAAGGCUACUAUUGGAUCCUGAAAGGCCCUAUAAUGGUUUCUAUAUUUGUGAACUUCUUCUUCUUUUUGAACAUCAUCCGAGUGCUGUUCACAAAACUGAGGGCAACAAACACCAGGGAUCCUCAGCGAUACAGGAAGCUGGCAAAGUCCACUUUGGUUCUGAUCCCGUUAUUUGGCGUCUACUACAUGUUCUUCAUCGUCAUCAACGCGCACAACACUGCUAACCCUACACUGGAGGUCGUCCUCUUUUACCUGGAAAUGACCCUCAACUCCUUUCAGGGAACAGUGGUGGCGUUUCUCUUCUGCUUCGUCAAUGGCGAGGUGCGAGAAGAGAUCAAAAAGAAGUGGACUCGGCACUGGCUGCGGCGCCACAGCACCGUGUCUGCACGCUCCUCCCGGGCCUUCUCCACCACCUCCUUCUGGUUCAAAGAGCGAGCCAGCAUUUCACAAGGACCUGCAGGCGACUACUUGCGCAGAAACUCCAGCAGACUGCCGGCUGUGGAGUCCAGUGUCAGUCUCAGAACCAUGGCAAGUGCUGCUGACAAAGGAGUGGAAUCCGGAAGAUGUGACGACUCCAAGCUCUGGACUUGUGGACUAUCACAUCUGGUGACUACCAACAACAGUAAUGUGCAAGUGGAUCCAGACAAAACAUGUGCAAACACUCACAAUGGACACACAGACUUGCCGGCUCAGGCAGCUGAGGGAGACUAUGAUGGCUGCAGUGCAGCGGAAGUGUCACCAAUGCUUAAAAACCACACUUGCUAAGGAACGGUGUAGGCUUCUACUACAGGCCUGUAUCCAUCUUGCUAGAGGUAUAAAGUGUCAGUGUGCCAUACUUGUCCUGUGCUGAGAUUUCAGAUGAACAGUUCCGGAAUUAGCAAGAGACGCGAAUGAGAUUAAGGUUGUAAUGUGCAGAUUGACUUACAAUGACUGUAGCUAAAUCUUAGGUCCUUAUUCCUGGGACACGUGCACCUGCAAGCUUCCUUUUACAUUACAGUGGAUGUUCAUUUGACGUUGCCAUUUACAUCGGAGUAUUGCCAACAAGUGCUUGUUUUUUAAUUUUACUAAUAUUUAUUAAUAUGUUAAUCUUUGUUACCCUAAUGUUUCACACCAGACAUUAUGCGGACACUAACAUCUAAAUGCAUAUAGUUCCUUGUAAUACUAAACGCCUGAAUAUUCUGACAUUAAUUAGAUGAUCCACUGAAUGUAAAGGCUAUACACCGACGCCGCCAACUAGAAAGCUUGGUGUGACAUCUACAUGUAACUGUAGUUUCCAUGGUUGUUCCUCUUCUACCUUGGUGUUGUUUUUCUAUAUCAGGACAAAAUGCUCAAUACUUUUUGCUUGUUUAAAGUGUCAAAUUUUAUAACAUUAUACACUAGAGUCAACAAGUUUAACUGAAUCUCUAGAAUAUACUUUAACUUCAUUUAUAUUGUGAAAAAGCUUUAACAGUGUUGUGAGAUAGAGCUCAUUAGUAACUUGUUCUUGAUUCUUUACUUAUAUAUGUGUUGAUUACACAAAUAUAUGCAUAAUAUCCAGUUAGUAUCGUAGCACAACUUUACAUAAUCUGCUCUCAGUUGUGUGCCCGAAGAUGGUCCUGGCAUCAGUUGUGCCACCUGAGGAGGCUGUCGUGAAGCUUCUUGAGUUCUAGAAUGCCAAAACUGCUUAAAAAAUAAUGAUUUUUAAAAUUUAUGGCCAAACAUUUUUUUGGCUGAUGAAUGUUACAGAUUCCCAAAUUGCAAGAGAAGACUUCUUGAGCGAAUUCAAUAUGGCUCAUGGUAGUGAAUUCAAAUUUCUGUCUUUAAGUCAGAUUUUUAAUGAAUGAAUGAACGAUGGAAGAACGAAGGAAUGAUCAGGAAACUAGUAAAGAGAUGGAAAAUUCA